AUGUCAACACCUUGCGAAGAGAUUCACAACGAAGCUAUACCAGAAGAUAAUGAUGAAGAAUCAUCAAGUUCCUAUUCCUAUUAUUCAUAUUCUUCAACUUACAAAAUUAAUAAUAUGGAAAUUACCCCGCUGAAAGAUUUUCCCGUAUUUGAAGACUAUAAACUUGAACACCAAAAUAAUGCCCCAAAGAAUGAAAGCACAAUCGAAAGAAACAACAGCGAACACUUUCCACAACCAGAAUCUCCUAAGGAGCAAAGCACUCCUGAAGAAGAUCACUAUGAAUCUGACAACAGUAGUAGUAAUGAUGAAAACAAGCCAAUGAAAAUUGAGGCAAUGUGGAUUGAAAAAGUUCAUGAAGAUAUGCUUUUAUUCUAUGAUGAGCCAAACGGAAAACUAAUCUUACCAUCGAAUAAUGCAUACUAUCCUCCAGUGAAGAGAAUUGUUUAUGACGAAAAAGGUAAUGCUUUUAAAGCUCAUUACCCAAAGGCAUAUACAAAUACUCAAAAAAUGAUCCAAAAGACCAAUAAGUUCAAUAGAAAGGUUCUCAAGCCAAUCAGCAAUAAAUUAUCUAAGCUUGGCGAUAAACUAAAUCGCGGUGCAAGAAAGAUGGCAAAAGGAAUCCAAGAUCUUAAUAAGGAUGAUUAG
This is a messenger RNA of Trichomonas vaginalis G3, 645 nucleotides long. RefSeq lists its product as uncharacterized. Bases 1 to 645 code for a protein of 214 amino acids. The record is from RefSeq and is a predicted model, not a curated record. Lineage: Eukaryota; Parabasalia; Trichomonadida; Trichomonadidae. The transcript has a single exon.